AUGAGCUACAGGGGGGGCCGCCCCUCUGAUAGAGAAAGAGAAAGAGAUAGAGAUAGAGACAGAGACAGAGACAGAGACAGAGACAGAGACAGAGAUAGAGAGAGAGAUAGAGAGAGAGAUAGGGAUAGGGAUAGGGAUAGAGACAGAGAUAGAGAUAGAGAGAGAGAAAGAGAAAGAGAAAGAGAGAGAGAUCUAUGGGCGAGAGGAAGACACAGAGGGACGGGGGGAUCAUCAAGAUACAGCGUCGGCGUGAGCGCAGCAGCAGCAGCGAAUCAGAGGCACCUGCUGCAGCAGGAGGACCAGCAGCAGCAGCAGCAGCAGCAGCAGCAGCAGCAGCAGCAGCAGGAGAAAUAA
Molecule: messenger RNA, 354 nt
Organism: Eimeria mitis
Lineage: Eukaryota; Apicomplexa; Conoidasida; Eucoccidiorida; Eimeriidae
Exons: 2
Coding region: 1-354 (117 amino acids)
Source: RefSeq, a predicted model, not a curated record